Molecule: messenger RNA, 5816 nt
Organism: Lytechinus pictus (painted urchin)
Lineage: Eukaryota; Metazoa; Echinodermata; Echinoidea; Temnopleuroida; Toxopneustidae
Product: telomerase Cajal body protein 1-like
Exons: 12
Coding region: 211-1836 (541 amino acids)
Biological process (GO): Cajal body organization
Cellular component (GO): Cajal body
Molecular function (GO): protein binding; RNA binding
Source: RefSeq, a predicted model, not a curated record
CUUACAAACAAAUAUUCCUCCAAGAGCGUUGGACGUUUUGACGACACCGUAAUUGAACACCUUGUCUGACUUGUAAUUAUCGAACAUGUAUCAGGAUGUCGUGAAUCACUAGUGUGGAGUACAAAUAUCAGAUGCCACAUUGCUGUAAGCUUCAAUACCUAGGCUAGUCAAACGAGGACUUGACACACUCUCUGUCCGACUACAAGCACAAUGUCUCUUCCUGAUGUUGGAGAUACUGGUCAGCGAGAUGCGCUUUCAGAAACAAUCAGCAAAUUCUUGGCAGAGGAAUCAGAAAGACAGAAAGUAGAGAAAUCACCAAGGACAGCUGGCAUAGAGAAGGAUGUGGAACACCUCAAAGUAAUGCAGGCAGAGGAAAAAUCAUCAGUGAUGGAUUAUGUAGGAGAAGUUGUAGACCACGUUGAAGGAAAGCUGAAAGUGCCGAGCUCACCUGGGCCGACAGAUGGAGGGAAUGAUGUUGAUCAAGUGGAGGGAGAGCAGAAGAUGGAGGGAUCACCAGGCCUUGAUAGGAUGGAAGAACCUGAUGAUCAUGAAAAGACAGAUGAGAUUGCUAUGGCAACCGAAAUGGAACCAGCAGACAUCAAGAUGGAUGCGGUCAGGGAGGAAACGGAGACAGAAGAAGAAAAUAAUCAAAGCUUGUGCUUUUCUCAGGAGCCUUUCCUAAUUGCAAAGAUGUCUUCAGAAUUCAGCAAGGUCAAAGGCAACUUCCUGAAAGGGUGUAAAUGGUCUCCAGAUGGGCUGUGUAUUCUAACAAACAGUGAAGACCAAACCUUGAGACUCUUCAACCUUCCACCGCAAGCUUAUGGAACAGACAUCAGCACUGACGAUCAGAGCAUUGGCCAAGAGAGGGAGCCAGACUCAGUACUACAGAUCCAAGAAGGAGAGCUUAUAUAUGACUACUGCUGGUAUCCUAAGAUGGACUCUUAUCUACCAGAAACAUGCUGUUUGGCAAGCACAAGUCGAGACCACCCCAUACAUCUAUGGGAUGCAUUCACUGGAAAGCUCAGAGGGACUUAUAAGCCAAUGAAUUCAGUGGAUGAGCUUACCACUCCACAUUCACUCUGUUUCUCUAAGAAUGGACGACGUUUGUUUUGUGGUUUCAACAAGACAAUCAGGAUCUUCUAUACGGAUAGACCAGGAUCACAAUGUGAAGUCGUACCAACAAAAAAGAAGAAUAUGAAUGGUCAGACUGGUAUAAUUUCUUGUUUUGCUAUGGCUCCUGAAAUCAAGAUGUAUGCUGCAGGAUCGUACUCAAAAUCUGUUGGUCUGUAUACGAAUGACAACAAUAAUUUGGUAUGCCUCCUUGAAGGACAGAGUGGUGGAGUAACCCAUCUCAUGUUUUCAUCAGAUAUGAAUAGACUGUACAGUGGAGGCAGAAUGGAUCAGGAGAUUCUUUGUUGGGAUGUGCGUAAACCUGGUCAGAUUCUGUUUACAGCUCUGAGGGAGGUCUCUACACAUCAGAGAGUGUACUUUGAUGUAGACAGUACUGGUCAAUACCUAGUAUCAGGAAAUCAGAAUGGUAGUGUGAGUAUAUGGGACACAUCACAGCCUCCUACAUCAUCCAUGAAUGACACAGAUCCUAUACUACUACCAUGCUACAAGUACAAGGCUCAUGAUGACUGUGUCAAUGGUAUCAGCCUUCAUCCCCAUUUGCCUGUCAUGGCAACAACAUCUGGUCAGCGUCAGCUGAAGUGUCCAGGGAAGAGCUUGACCAGUACUAGUGAUGAUGAUGACAGUGAUGAGGAGAUGGAUUAUCUACGCCCCACUGACCAUUCUCUCAAGCUUUGGUCACUUCGUCAGAGGUCUUCAGUCAGAUGAUGUCCAGUAAUACUACUGUUCAGCAGUGACUGAACAUAAUUGCAACAUGAAGCACCAACCAGACUUGAACAGGAUUGCUUCCUCUCAGGUUCUCCACAUCGUAAGGGUUGAAUCACUGUGAGUUGUUGGAGACCAACGUGAUGAGUUGCCUGGAUCCUAGCAGUUUCUCCACACCCUGGGAAAGAAUCACAGUGAUUGAACAGGCCAUUUGACAAGACAUAUAUGUUUGAACCUCAGAGUUGCCGGACAUCAUCAUCAUGUGUUGCAUUGGAUCCUUGCUGCUUCUCUGCACCCUGGGGAAGAAUUACAAUGAUUGAAUGGACCCUUUCACAAGAUAUGUAUCUUUACACCUCAGCAGAGUUGUUGGAGACUAUCAUCACGUGAUGUCUUGCAUUAAAUCCAGUUUGUUUCUCCUCACCCUGGGGAUGAAUGGUCACGAAUUAACAGGCAAUUCAACAAAUUAUACAUUUUGAACCUUAGCAGAGUUGGAGUCCAUCAUAACAUGUUUCAGUUCAUCCUGUUUCUUCACAUUCUUCCGAAGAAGAAUAACAACAACCUCCUUUCUAUCCUCUCUCUCUCGAUCGCUCUGUCGAUUGUCGAUUGACCGAAUGAGAGAUGUUUACACAUGCACGCUGAUCAACGGAUGUACGCACUCUUACCAUAAAUUACCUCUCCAAACCAUCACGCGUCGACCGGUCACCGUCUGCCAUCCCCGCCAUGGGCAGCGGUAUAGACUGUGCUCAGCAUCGCGCUAACUUGCUGUGCUGGCCAUGUGAUUUGCGACCGUAUUUGGUAUGUCGCAAGCGCAAUGUGUACGAAGGGGCUCGGCCUAAUUUUUCUAACUGGGUAUUUUUUGUGAACUAUCAUAAAACUUUUCCAUUGAAUUUGACAUAUUUGUGGGAAAAUACUUGUGACCAUCAUCACCAGAGUCUUUGGAUUAUGAUUCUCUGCCACUGCACUGGAUAUAAACAGCCAAGAUGAAUACGAAAGUGAUAGAGAGGACGGACAUUUUCAAGACCUUGGAACUAAACAUUAUGAACAAAUGGAACUGGUCAUGGAUGGAGGAUUAAGAUAACAAUGGAAAUUUUACGUCAGAAUAUAUUUGCAAGAUAAACCAACCUGGUGCUGCUUUAAUUAGAGAAACUCUUGUUAUAGGGAGUUGUCUCUGUCCUUGGGCACUGCCCCUGCCCGCAAAAAAAUUUCAGGGUUUUUGGAGGACACCGAGUGGCAUGCCUGUUCAAUUGAAAAGAAAUUGUAAUUGAACAUUUCUUCAAUUACGUAAUUGUAAUUGAAGAAAGUAAUUGAGCCUAACCCUGCUGAUUAAAUGGACCCUUUCACAAGAGCAACAUGUAUUAUUAUAAUGUCCAUUUGGCAUGAAAGAAAAACUGCUGGUUUACUAUCUGCACUUUACAUCAUAGUUCAAUUGGACAACUCGUGAAAUUCAUUCAUUUAUUCAUUUAUUUAACAAUAAAUUUAUUAACAAAUUUUUCAUAUCUGGGAGAAGAGAUCAAGAUUCAUUAAUACAAGCCUAGCGAUUGAUCGUGUUUAUUUCUAUAAUAAUUGCAUUGAUGUUUAUGUGGAAUCAAUCUUAAAAAAUAGACAGUAUGAUCAAUUGCUGUGUUAUGUGUUACUUGGCAUUGACAACUGCAAUGAUUGAUCAAACAGAUAAUUAUAAUAAUAAUAAUAAUAGCGGCAUAUUUACCCAGGGUAGCCACUUCAGUUCCGAAAACUGUUCUCCCAGCGGGCCCUGCUUUAGCACGGCUACCUUUAUCGGGCGCUCGAGCAUUCGAGGAAUUUCUUCCUACCGGGUACCCAUUCACCUCACCUGGGUCGAGUGCAGCAAAAUGUGGAUAAAUUUCUUGCUGAAGGAAAUUACGCCAUGGCUGGGAUUCGAACCCACGACCCUCUCUUUCAAAGUCCGGAGACUAAUCCACUGGGCCACAACGCUCCACUAAAGGUGGUACUAUCAUAUAUAUAUAUUUUUUUAAUUUAUUUACAUUUUAUUCUCAUUGACUAUUUUUAUACAGGAGAGUUAAAUGUGAGGAGUGUAAAAGGAGAAUUCUAAGUCUUCAUGAUUUGAACUGCCUUCCUACCUUAUUGUUCAGAAAAAGAAAUAGUGUACAAACCAAUGUAUUUAAUAUAAAAUGUAAACUACAGCUAUAUUCACUACAUUUUGUACUUGACAUGUUGUGUUUAUAUGCAGAAAAUGACUGCGUACAUGUGCAUGGGUGCAGUAUUCUGAGGCCAUUUUAUCUUCUUUUUUUUUAUAGAUCUGUAAAAAUUUGGUAUUUUAAGACCACUUUUUACCACUCAGAUAAAAUAUGAAAUUUUACCCGAGAUGAAUUUUUAUCUUGCGUAUGUAAAGAUGAUACCUAGGAGAGCAGUGCUUGCAUAGAAAUAUCUGUUGCAUAUCUAACCUUUUGCAACGCAGAUGAUAUUCCUUCGCCCAUUUUACUUUGAAGAAAAAUAAAGUACCGGGAAAGUAAACUUAAAAUAGGGUGGGGGAGGGGGUUAUAUUAUCUCUGCAUCAGCGAAUUCAGCAAUAUUUCUAGUUGAAUUUGCUUUUGGAUGUUGGGAAUUGACGCACUCUUACUCCUUUGCCACACCUACUGACGGUAAAAAUUUUCAUUGCUUUAGUGAGAUGAGAGUGCUAUAAAACAGCAUUUUCAUAUUUGGACAUUGGUCCUUAAAUAGGUGUGCUGAACAGAGAUAAAAAUGAAGAUAAAAUAGUUCUCAGAAUACCAAUUUGGAGAUAAUGUAUUUACAGGGUAUUUGAUAUCACAGAUUUUAAUGGAGAUAAUUUAAUUUUUUUUUUAUCUAAGAUAAAAUGGAUCUCAGAAUACCACCCCUGUACUUGAUGAUUCUCUGUGCCAAUAGAUUAAAGAUUUAAAAGAAUAAAACUCAAUUGAAUUUAAUUUUCAGAGUAUUUUCUCCUGUUUAACCUUUCCAUUCACUGAGGCAUAAAUUCAUGAAUGUUUGUCCGGAUAAAACAUGGCUUUAAACAAUGAAUUAAACAUGAUUAGCAAAAUGUCACAGCAUAUAAUUGCAGAUAUGUGAUUCAUUACCAACUGUGCUACUCUUUCAGGCAUGAAUUCAUCUGAAGCCCAGUGCACACCUUUGCAAUCCAAUAUGACAUGAUUUUUUAAUAAAUCACGUUUUGUAUUAAAUCUAAAGGUUCCAAGAAAAAAAACUAUUUCAUUUCAAGUUCGGCCUAUUGUUAGGAGUAAUAAAAUCCUGUGGUCGGAGUAAUGUCCAAAUAGGCUUCAAGUCGCAGCCGAUGAUGACGUCAUUACCAUUUGGAAUUGAAUUUGUUUUUAUUCCUACAAGGAGGCUUGAACUAGACUGAAUUUUGAUUUAAGUUUAUCUUACCACUAUUCUGAACUCUGAACGUUAAGAUUUUAUUGGUUGGAACAUUCAUAUCAAAUGUUAUUACACUUUCUUUGAAAUUCGGAUCGCAACGGAUCGUAUUGUGCACUGGGCAUAAGAUUUUACAUCAUAGGAAGGAAAAACCUGUUCUGUAUUUUUCAGUGACAAAACGAAGGAUAACGCAAUUUUCAACUUGAGAAUCCUAGAAAACGUUAGUCUCAGUGCACGGCAAAUAAAUGAUAAACAUUGCAAAAACGUUUGAUGGUUAGAUUUUUUUUUUUUUUUUACAGUUUUCUAUUCAAUUUCACUUUGAUUUUCAUGAUUUUCACUAAUUUUCGUAAUUCAAAUUUUGGGGCCAAAAUUGUGUUUUCUGUGAAAUCACAUAAAUUCUGUGAAUUUUUUCUUUUAUCAUGGAAAACAUAUUUUUAUUACUGUCUAAAGAUGGAAUCAAGCCACUGUCUUAUUGAGAAGCACUGUGGUGUCCCAUGUUCUUUGCAAAAUAAUGCAUGUAACAUGUUACACCAAGAAGCUUUCUCUGCCUCAGCACCUUCACUCUGGAAUAAUUUGCCGUUGAAUUUGAGAAUUAUACCAUCACUGAAGACCUUCAAAUCUAA